Poecilia latipinna (sailfin molly) is the source of this 3591-nucleotide messenger RNA. It is a transcript of the gene ctdsp1, whose product is annotated as CTD (carboxy-terminal domain, RNA polymerase II, polypeptide A) small phosphatase 1. The coding region runs from base 180 to 1100 and encodes 306 amino acids. The transcript has 7 exons. NCBI's taxonomy places the organism in Eukaryota, Metazoa, Chordata, Actinopteri, Cyprinodontiformes, Poeciliidae. Gene Ontology annotation, molecular function: RNA polymerase II CTD heptapeptide repeat phosphatase activity. The record is from RefSeq and is a predicted model, not a curated record.
GCGCCACUUUAAGUGAAAAAGGGGCGCCUUGAAACCUCCAUGUUUGUAUCUUGAAAUUGCGAACGGAGUUGAGCACCAUAUUGAAUCAAAGUUACCAACUCUUUAAAACAAAUGUUUGGUAACUUUCUAACUUUCUACGUCAGCGGCUUAGAGAGUAGACCCUGCGGCAGAGCUAAUGGAUGCGCUUUAGGCGACUGCUUUGCCACUUUUCCGGCGCCUUUCAGUUUUGUUUUCGUACAUGUUCAGUUCAUGCAACAGCACCGGAGUCGGCGAAACAACCCAUAAGUUUAAAGCGUGAGAUCCGGGAUCUGGACGUGAUGGACAAUCCGUCCUCAGUAAUCACCCAAGUGAGCCGGGAUGAAGAGGGAAAUAAAGCCGCGUCAGAGAAGGGCUCUUCUCCCUCCCCGUCAUCUAAGAAGCCGCGAAGCAGAGGCCUAUUCUCCGGCCUGUUCUGUUGCCUUUGCCGGGACCAGCCUGAACCCCCACCCGUCAACAACAACGCCCCUCUCUUAGUGGAGGAGAAUGGGACAGUCUCCAAGGUCAAGCCACUGCUGCCUCCAGUCAAGUCAAAAGACGCUGGGAAGAUCUGUGUGGUGAUAGACCUGGAUGAGACGUUAGUUCACAGCUCUUUUAAGCCUGUGAACAAUGCAGAUUUCAUCAUUCCCGUGGAAAUAGAUGGAACCGUACACCAGGUAUACGUCCUGAAGCGGCCGCAUGUCGAUGAGUUCCUGAAGAGGAUGGGAGAGCUCUUCGAGUGUGUCCUGUUCACUGCCAGUUUAGCAAAGUACGCAGACCCCGUCUCUGACCUCCUGGACAAGUGGGGGGCGUUCCGCUGCCGCCUCUUUAGGGAGUCGUGUGUUUUCCACCGAGGUAAUUACGUGAAGGACCUGAGUCGUCUGGGUCGUGAUCUCAACAAAGUCAUUAUUGUGGACAACUCCCCCGCCUCCUACAUCUUCCAUCCCGACAACGCAGUUCCCGUUGCUUCUUGGUUCGACGACAUGUCCGACACCGAGCUGAUGGACCUCAUCCCGUUCUUCGAGAGGCUGAGCAAAGUGGACAACGUCUACACAGUCCUCAAGCAACAAGGGACUCCGAGCUAACACUGUUGAGGUCUUCACCUCAGCUCCGAACAAAAUGCCGUAGAAACAAAACAGAAAGAGAGAAAAAAGCCGAACACACCAGCGAGGCUGGAGCUCCACCUAUCACUGCCCACCAGAACACAACGCUGCUUCACAGCUGACAGACCCUUCACCCUCCCAGUAGACAACCAGCUUCCUGACCGGCACUGCCAUCUUCUGGUCAAACACAGACAGGAUGAAUGAAUAUUUAAUGACACAGUGUAGCCACGAAUCCUCUGGAUUCCACCUGGGUACUGGACGCUGAUUUCUCCAUGGGAUGCUCCUUUAAACUGAUCUGAAAGGAUUUUUUUUGAAAGGUUUACAUGAAAGGACAUGUGUUCCAUCCAAGCAAUGCAGAUCAUUCAUGUCUCCUAUGCAUGUUGGACCAGCGUUCAUUUGACCCUUGUUUUUAGCGCUGUUCUGGAAUCAUCAAGGCAGUGUUAUAAAAUAAUCUCACUCAAAUUAAUUACAGUCAGAGCUGUAAGAAUUUAACAUAUUAAAACAUAAGUGAUUGGACAGCACUUUACUGUUUGAUGUAUAGACUAUAGUGCAACUGAUGAUUUUUGUGCACAAACAAUGUUUAGAAAAUAGCAUAAAAGUUAAAAUUUAGUAUUAUUACUGCAUAAUUCCCCACCACUUCAUGCUUUUAAAAAGGCUAGAUUUGAUCUUAUUGAACCGGAAAAAGAGCAGCUCUCAGUGGUUGUUGGGUCGAUAAACGCCAUGACCAGUUGAGUUCAGAGGACCAGAACUGUCUUCCAACCCAACCCCUGGAAACCAGUCACUGUUAAUGGUGCAUCACAACUGUGUCGGAUUUGUUCCUUGCUUUAAAGCCACGCACAAAUCGUGAACUUUUUUUCUUCUUUUUAACUUGGGUUUAACAGAUUGUAUUUAAAGUUCUGUUGUAGUGAAACAGUAGGCUUGAGAUAUUUACUUCCCUAGGCGGUACUUGUAGCCUGGAGGCAAGUUUGUGACGUUAGAAGAUGCUUGUUUGGGGAGCAUAAAACCAUCUGUUGCAAUAAAUGGUUUGGUUCAGUCCAGAUUUAAAGGAUAAAUCCACCUCGAAGCUGUUCAACACUAUUGGUUCUGUUACUUGGCUGAAGUUCUUCAUCUUCUGGACAUAAAUGGAUGUAAUAUUAACUCUGUAAUGUAGCGCAGCCAUGUUAACAUUCUUUCAAUUUGAAAUAUAAUCACAGAAAAUAACAACAUCCACUCCUUAAGGUUUUUUUUUUAAUAUAUUAUUGAGCGUUGCUAAAGGCAUUGUAGGAAGUGUAGGAAAUCACUAUGUACACAAUUGCUGACAAGGUAGAGCUGAUUUAACGCUGGAAUGUGUACCUUUUGUCAAUCUCACCUUCUUGGAGAUCGUUUUCCUGGUCUGUUGGAAUGAAGAGCAGCACAUUCUCCAACAAUCCACUGUUCCACGUUUGCGAUGACAAUGGCCUGUAUUGACACUGAUGAAUGAAAACGGUGGGUUAGACUAUGAGCCUGGGUAGCAGGCUUUGGAUGGGGCAGGGAGAUUAAGAGCUAUUGAAUUAUUUAUAUAUAUAUAUAUAAAAAAAACUUUUCAAUCAAGUUAGCUUGUUGUUUUUGAAUACUUACUGAUUUUAAUUUGUUAUUUCACCAAGGAGUGGUCAUCUGAUACAAUAUUUAUAGUGUUUUCCAAUCAGCUCUUUUUUCUAUGCAAGACUUGGUUGGAUACCUCAUAUCUUGGUAGAAUAUGGAUCAGAACUGCCCACAGAUAACUGAAAAUAUAGUACCUUACUGUUUUAGGCACAUAACAGGGUAACUGUUUUAAAAUGUGUUUUCCAUGUAAGCCAUCGUCACGUGUGUUAGAUUCAGAAAUGACGCUAUUUUCAAUUCAUUGGCAAAGUAUUUAUAGGAACAUGAAAUCGUUUAGUCAUGUGAUUACAUUUAUGAGUAUUGCGUCACUAUGGGGCCCAUUUGCUGAUACUGUACUUCUUACACAUUAAUAGAUAUGUAUAUGUUGUUUUGCACAGUAAUAAAGCAAACAAAUUUCAUUAAUAUAUAUGGAAUAUUCAUUUUACUGUACUCAUGAUGAUUAGAUGUAACCUAAUUUUUGACUUUUGUUGUUUUCUCAUACCAAAUACUGUAUGACUGUAUGUAAUAUUGCCAUCUUUCUCUCUCUCUCCUAUAAAUGCUCAUUGCAAGAUGGUCCAAGCGCUACUUUGUAAAGCAUUUUCUGUUCAAGGGGAUCAGAGAAAUGUGUUUUAAAAUGGAAUUCUGACAAACAGUUUUCCAGCCUGAAAUUUUAGCUUUUUCAGUCAGCUUUUCUCUCAACCACUAAAUACAAAUAUAUACUGAAAAUCAACCAGACGUCUACAGUUGUUGGGAUUUAUUGUCUGCAUUGUCCAAACACAAGUAAAAUCUACAUUUCUGGAUAGCACCGUUCUGCACAAUACAAACAAAAAGCAAUAUGAUGGCUAAAAUGUCCAUUAAAGGCAAUUUUGUGGUAAAU